AUGCUGGGUCCCGCCGACGGCGUGGCGCUGACGCCGGGCGCCGCUGCUGACGCGGCUCAUGUGCUUGGCGGGCCGGAGCUCGACGCGGCCUGCAGCUUCCUGCGGCAGGUGGUUGGCGAGUCCAGGGCCGAGUUCCGGGCGUACGACGCCGCACGCCGCGCGGAGCGGCUGGCCCGCCCGGCUGAUGGCGGCAGUAGCGGCGCCGCCGCGGCCGCCGAUGCCGCCGCGGCGGUGUGCACCGACAGCAACGCGACGGACGCCGCUGCCGGCGAGGCCGGCGAGUCGCUGCAGGGCCUGGUUCGCGGGCUGCUGCGGCCGUUGGUGUGCGAGCGCCUCGAGCCCGUGGCGGCGCUGGCGCAGGAGCAGAUUCUGCACCAACUGGCCGCCCUUGACCGGGAGGCAGCCGCGCGCGCGAGCGACCCUCCAGCGUGGGGCGCCGCGCUGAUGCGCAAGAGCUUCGCGGCGCAACUGAUUGAGAGGGGUUUUCUGGACGACCUGCUAAAGGACGCGCGCCUGCAGGAGCUCGCGGCUUAUGUUUGCACCCACUCGGGGGACAGGCUGCCGCCGCGGCCCCGCCUGCGGCCGGCGCUGACAACGCGGCCGCCUCCGCCCGCGCAGCCGGUCGGCGUCCCCAGGGGCACUGGCGACCGCGCCCGCGGUGGAUGCAGCAGUGGGCAGGCUGGCGAGGCGGAGGAUGAGGAAGCAGCCGGGCAGCAGCCCCUGCAGCAAGGCGAGCGCCACACCAGCGCCUUUGGCGCCGGCUUCCCUGUGCCGUUUGAUUCGCCGUUCGUGCUGCGCCGCCUGCUGUGGGGCCUUCUGGGCCGACUGGCGCCCCGCGUCCGCGAGCGGCUUGCCCGUGGCGCCGGCAUGUGCCCGCACAGCAGCAGCACGCCCCUUUGGUCGUGCGUGUCCAACUCACUCAUCUGGGCCAUCUCCUGGGGGCCCGGCGGGCGCGGGUUGGCGCUGGCGGCGGCGGCGGGAGUGGAGGUCGGGGCCGCGGCGCGCGAGGAGGCGGAGGCUGCGUAUGCCCGUGCGCUCGACGCCACAUUUGAGCAGGCCUACUCCCCAAGCCGAGUCGCGCUGGCCUGCCGUAUCAUCGAGGCCCUCGGCCCCCAGGAGUUUGCCCUCACCCCCGCCCCCGAGACCGUCGUGUUGUGGCCCGCCAUGGCGCGCCAGGCCAUGUCCCUCGCACUGCUGCAGUGCGUGGGCCCCGAGGGCUGGGCGCACCUGCCAGGUGCAGUGCCUGGCGCCAGCCGCAGCACAUGUGCCGCAAGAGCGGCCGACGAGGGCGAGGGCGCGCCGCCGAUGUGGGCGGUCUGGUUCCACAUGCGCAUGUUGGGUGCGUGCGGCCAGGGCGGCGGGGGGCCCGCGCGGGCGCGCCGCGGGGCGGUCGCAGCGGAGCUUGCGCGGCGGCUGGCGCAGCCGGGCGCCGGCGGGGCGGCGCGCGAGGCCGCGGUGGCUGCGGCGGUCAGGCGGCUGUACGAUGACCCGGACCUGAGGUGA
Monoraphidium neglectum is the source of this 1503-nucleotide messenger RNA. RefSeq lists its product as hypothetical. The coding region runs from base 1 to 1503 and encodes 500 amino acids. The transcript is spliced from 3 exons. The record is from RefSeq and is a predicted model, not a curated record. Lineage: Eukaryota; Viridiplantae; Chlorophyta; Chlorophyceae; Sphaeropleales; Selenastraceae.